AUGCGUUCUCUUACUGAGGAGGAAACCAAGACUCUUUUUACUAAGAUCGCCAAUUACACUGGCUCUUCUCUGUCACAGCUUGUCGCUCCUACUGCUACCGAUGGCGCCAGUGGAGAGGUAGACCGUAUGGUCUUCCGCAUACAGAAAGACCGAGUCUUCUACAUGCCUUUAAAACUCGCCAAUUUGGCUGUCUCUAUCCCCCGCGCUAGCUUGCUGAGUGUCGGAACAAUGAUUGGCAAAUUCACCAAGACUGGCAAGUUCCGUCUCGCCCUCACCAGCCUCGACAUUAUCGCUCCCCACGCCCGUUACCGUCUUUGGAUUAAGCCUAAUGGCGAGAGUGCGUAUCAUACCAACCAAAUCGUGAACGUUUUCGUGUUAAUCAAUGACUGUUUCACAGUGCCCUUCCUUUACGGUUCUAACGUCGUUCGCGCUCACAUUGCUCGUUGGAGUGAGGAUGCACCGGAGCAUUCUGGCUGUAUAGUAUAUUCUAUGGAUGAUACCCCUCUGGGCUUCGGAGUGACUGCUCGUUCCACCGCUGAGAUUCGCAAACUUGAUCCCACUGCCAUUGCUCUCUUCCGGCAAGCAGAUGUCGGAGAAUACCUGAGAGAGGAGGAUACCCUUUUCACCACCUAA
This is a messenger RNA of Penicillium odoratum, 633 nucleotides long. RefSeq names its product ribosome biosynthesis protein NIP7. Gene Ontology annotation, biological process: ribosomal large subunit biogenesis; ribosome assembly. The record is from RefSeq and is a predicted model, not a curated record. The transcript is spliced from 7 exons. NCBI's taxonomy places the organism in Eukaryota, Fungi, Ascomycota, Eurotiomycetes, Eurotiales, Aspergillaceae. Bases 1 to 633 code for a protein of 210 amino acids. Gene Ontology annotation, molecular function: RNA binding. Gene Ontology annotation, cellular component: nucleolus; nucleus; preribosome, large subunit precursor.